Branchiostoma floridae (Florida lancelet) is the source of this 2840-nucleotide messenger RNA. Its product is annotated as allene oxide synthase-lipoxygenase protein-like. Gene Ontology annotation, biological process: lipid oxidation; arachidonate metabolic process; hepoxilin biosynthetic process. The record is from RefSeq and is a predicted model, not a curated record. The transcript has 18 exons. The coding region runs from base 50 to 2065 and encodes 671 amino acids. Gene Ontology annotation, molecular function: oxidoreductase activity, acting on single donors with incorporation of molecular oxygen, incorporation of two atoms of oxygen; protein binding; metal ion binding. NCBI's taxonomy places the organism in Eukaryota, Metazoa, Chordata, Leptocardii, Amphioxiformes, Branchiostomatidae.
UACCUGGCGCCCCAUCUUCUACCCACAUUAACACUACAGCGUGUCUAAAAUGGACGUCCGUGUCAAAACUAAGACGGGAAGCCACUAUGGUUCAGGGACGGAUGGAAAUGUAUUUAUCAAGAUCAUAAGCGACAACGGGCAAGAGUCUGAUGAGUAUCUACUUGACGUGUGGUGGAAAAACGACUUCGAAAAAGGACAAGAGGGCAAGUACGACCUGAAGGAUGUCAAAGUAUGCCCCCCUGUUCGUGAACUGGUGGUGAGUCGGGACAACAGCUGCCAUGAUGACGACUGGUACUGCGAGUCCAUCUCGGUCCACCUUGAGCCGCGCCACCACGGUCCAACCUUCCACUUCCCCGUGAACCGUUGGGUGAAAGCAGGUACGUCCCUUCGUCUCGCACGUGGAGGAUGUGCGCUUCCUUAUUAUGAUGGAGACCAGGAAAAAAGGAGUGAGGAGCUCAAGGGUAUGACAGAGCGCUACGCAUCUUUCACCUUCGUGGAUGGUCUUCUGCCCAUGGUGAAGGAGCUACCUAUGGAAGAGCGUUUUCUGCCAGAACAACGGAGGUCCAUGAUUAAGACUGGAGCGAUACUUACUCUAAAAGACCUCCAUUUUCUGUGUGAUGAAGAUGGGCGUUGGGAAUCAUAUGACAGCAUAAACAAAGCCUUUCCACCAGGAAGAGUGCCUAAGGGCAAAAGUAAUUGGAACACCGAUGAGAACUUCGGUUCGCAGCGUCUGACAGGAGUCAACCCGACAUCCAUCAAGUUGUGCAAGGGAAUUCCCUCAGAGUUUGGAGUAACUGAGGGUAUGGUUAAGCCUUUCCUGGAAGGGUUGACUCUACAGAAGGCCAUCGAAGACAAGCGCCUGUACAUCGUAGAUCACACCAUCAUGAAGGGCACCUCAUUUGCCAAUACCGCACACCCGAGGCCCAUGUGCGCACCAUAUGCCUUGUUUUUCGUCAACAGCAAGAAGGACCUCGUGCCUGUGGCCAUUCAGCUGUACCCUAAUGAAACCGAGAAACCGAAGAAACCGAAGAAAGAGACACAAGAGACACAUGAGGUGUUCCUGCCGAGUGACCCCCCUAACACGUGGCUCCUGGCUAAGAUGUGGUUCAACUGCGCUGAUGCAAGUUACCAUGAGGCAGUGCCCCACUUGGGUUUUACCCAUCUCCUUAUUGAGGCCUGCGCCCUCGCGGCAAAACAAAACCUGGCCCCAUCUCAUCCGAUUCUUCGACUCAUGGCGCCGCAUUUCAUCUACAUGAUGGCUAUCAACAAGUUCGCCCUGUGGACUUUGAUCAGUCCUGGAGGUGGUCUGGACAAAGUCACGCAGAUUGGAGUUGAGGGAAGCUACAACAUCAUCCGGGAAAGGCUGAAGACUUGGUGUCUUGAUAUCGAUGGUUCGUUGCCCGAAGAUCUGAAGAAUCGUGGCGUUGACGACAAGGAAGCCCUUCCUAAGUACUACUACCGCGACGAUGCUUUACCUACCUAUAAUGCCAUUCAUGAGUAUGUCGCCACUGUUGUGAAUUACUUCUACGAUGACUCCAAGAAGCUGAAAGAAGAUCAUGAAGUUCAAGCAUGGGCGAAGGCUCUUCAUUCUGACAUGAAAAUCCCGUUCUCUCAGGAACAUCCUGAGAAUUUUUCCACCAAUGAUCAGCUGAUCAAGACCGUCACCUCCAUCAUCUUCACCGCCAGUGUGCAGCACGCAGCCGUCAACUUCAUGCAGUGGGACCAGUACGGCUUCGUGCCCAACAUGCCGCUCAUACUGGAAGGAAAUCCCCCCAAAACUAAGGUGGCCCUGACGGAACAGGAUGUUUUGGACGCACUCCCUGGGAAGUCCAAGACUGCCGAGAUCAACCUGCUGACCGACGUGCUCAGUGAGCGCGCCACACAGCCUCUAGGGUACUUCGACGUCAAGUACCUUGAAGGUGAAAAGGCGGACUUAGCCGUCCACGGAUUCCAGCGAGCCUUGGCAACCGUCGCAAAGGACAUCGAGUAUGAAAACUCUACAAAGCGCCUCAGGCCGUAUGACUACCUGGAUCCCAAAAGGAUCCCCAAUGCCAUCAGCAUCUAAAUGCUCAGUUUCCAGCAACAGCUUCAGACAAGGUGUAAAAACACAAAGUGAAAUAUUAUACAUAUACAUUUAAGUGUUGUAAGCAAGCUUGAAGAGUACCAAAUACGUAAAUCUAAAAUAACCAAUCUGCUGUAGCAAGAGUGACAAACGUAGUGAGUCAAAACUUACCUCGUUUGACUAGAUGACAAUGUCUAUUAGCCAUCAAUGGAAUGACGAAGAAUUUAGGAUUUACUACUACGAAAUUUAGAACAGGCAUUUGAUUUUCAUGAGGCUGCAUAAUUUGUGAUAAGGGAUAAUUUCUCUACUUGGUGAUAUUUCCUAUUACAUCCUUUUAAAUAGUUGAAGGUUUGCAAUAGCACAACCAAUAUUAGUUUCCCUUGCGUGUGUUGCGCUUUUGAAUGUUAUGACCGUAAUGUUGCGGUCUUAUAAUCAAACGUUAAGUCUGUUUUAUGGUGGUUUUGUAUGUGAUUUUGAUGAGUUGAUGUUGUAGAGGAUUUCAUGAGGAUGCUGUUGCGGUCUUGGCGUAGAUAAAGGAACAACACCCACAGCGAUGAAUGUUUUAUGAUAGAAUAGUAGUUUUGCACUUGAUUUGAUGUGUUAAAUUUGACGUGAAAUGCUAUGAGCAUUUUGCUGUGGUCUUGACGUAGAUAAAGGGACGACAUCUACAGCGAUGAAUGUUUUAUGAUAGAGUAGUAUAUUUGCACGUGAUUUUGAUGUGUAAGAUUUGACGUGGAAUGCUAUGAGCGAUUUUAUCGGAAACUAGAGUUCCACGAAC